Messenger RNA from Alternaria ventricosa, 474 nucleotides. RefSeq lists its product as uncharacterized. The coding region runs from base 1 to 474 and encodes 157 amino acids. The transcript is spliced from 3 exons. The record is from RefSeq and is a predicted model, not a curated record. Lineage: Eukaryota; Fungi; Ascomycota; Dothideomycetes; Pleosporales; Pleosporaceae.
AUGCAGAACAACCCCUACGAUAUCGCAUUGCAGCUUGAGACAACUGCUGCCCAAAUCCGAAGCAUCUCAACCCUCCCAGAGGCUCAACGCGACGGAGCCGUCAAGGACGCCUUACAAUAUCUUCGGGUGCAAGUCUUGGAUUUAGACGAAAAGGUACAUCGACUGGAUGUCAGACACGCCGCUCUCAACAAGCAAGUUCAGGCACAUAUCUGGAACACUGCGAUGCGCCGAUAUCACAGUACAUACAAAUAUCCGGACAUGAGAAUGGGUCACAUGCGCAACAUCCAGACAAAUGAGCCCAUCAUCGACUUCCCAUUACAAGCAAGAGACUUCCGCAGUCUGGAUUCCUCUGAGUGUGACCGUAUUGCAAUCGCGUUGGGGAGGCGGGAAAUGUUAGGCGAGAUUGAAGAAAAGCAGCAAACAGUCAUCCACUUGGUCGGACUCGAUGCUGCCACCGUAUACAACUGGGUCUAG